Molecule: messenger RNA, 1437 nt
Organism: Striga asiatica
Lineage: Eukaryota; Viridiplantae; Streptophyta; Magnoliopsida; Lamiales; Orobanchaceae
Source: the annotation of a GenBank genome assembly
UUUAAUUUGAUCCUAUCCCGAUGUAGUUUUGGGGAAUUUUGAUGGUGGGGCGGUCUUCCUUUUCUUCCUCCCCUUGCUCACACACCCACCCUUUCACCAGAUCAGACCAACUCAUCAUCCCACGUGUUGGCGUUUUAUAUAACCUCAUCCUCCCACCGCACCUUUUCAUUCAGCGGUUUGAACCAAAAAUUGAUUUCCUUUUCCUUUCCCCCAAUCAGUAAUUUCUUUGGGAGAUUUUCUCGGCCGCAAUCGUAAAUCUUUUUCUUGCCUGAUUGAUUGGCGGUCCGCGGAUAUGGAAUCGGAGGUGGUGGGCCCUUCAUCCGUGGUGGCGCUUCGCCUUAAUGACGCGAUGACCUGGUGGGACGCCGUCAACGAGUCGCCCUUAUGGCAGGAUCGUAUAUUCCAUCUGCUCGCCGCCCUCUAUGGGAUCGUUGCCGCUGUUGCUUUUAUACAAUUAGUUAGAAUACAACUAAGAGUACCAGAGUAUGGAUGGACGACACAGAAAGUAUUCCAUUUCCUGAAUUUCUUGGUCAAUGGAGUUCGUUGCAUAGUUUUCGCCUUCCGUCGGGAUGUCCAGAAGUUAAACCCUGAGAUUGUCCAACACAUCUUGCUUGAUAUGCCAAGCCUUGUGUUUUUCACGACAUAUGCUUUGCUUGUAUUGUUCUGGGCAGAAAUCUAUUAUCAGGCUAGGGCUGUAUCAACUGAUGGGCUGAGGCCUAGCUUUUACACUAUAAAUGGUGUUGUUUAUGCCAUUCAGAUAAUUCUGUGGUUAAUUUUAUGGUGGAAACCCAUCCGCAUACUGAUGAUUUUAUCCAAGAUGUUCUUUGCAGGUGUAUCUUUAUUUGCGGCCUUGGGGUUUCUUCUCUAUGGUGGAAGGCUUUUCUUAAUGCUACAAAGAUUCCCGGUGGAAUCAAAAGGACGACGCAAGAAGCUACAGGAGGUUGGCUAUGUGACCACAAUAUGUUUUUCGUGUUUCCUCAUUAGAUGCGUUAUGAUGUGCUUUAAUGCAUUUGAGGCGGCUGCGGAUCUUGAUGUCUUGGAUCAUCCUAUCCUGAAUUUUAUUUAUUAUUUGUUAGUGGAGAUCUUGCCUUCAUCUCUCGUUCUCUUCAUCUUGAGGAAAUUGCCCCCGAAGCGUGGGAUCACACAAUAUCAUCCAAUCAGGUGAUGGAUAUUAUAUAAUAGGCAAAUCAUGCAUUGCAUUUGGGAUCGAUAUCAACUUUCAUCCUCAAGUGGAAGUCCCUGAAAUGAGAAGAACCCAUGGUGUUUUUGUGAGCAAGGCCAGCUUACAGUGUCCUUUAUUUUACUUUACUUUACUUUACACUUUUAUUUGUUUAUUUUUUGGUUUAUGUGAUAGAGUGAAGUUGUGUUCAUAUAAGUUGCAUUGUAGUUGAAAAUAUAAAGUACGUGUGGUCUUUUGUGGUCGGACUUGUUCGUUUC